AUGGGAUCUAUCGAGCGCCUCGCUGAGCAGUUGGAGAAGCCCGAGCUCGAUGAUCGCUCCUAUCGUGUCAUUCGCCUGCCGAACAAACUAGAGGCUCUUCUCGUACAUGAUCCCGACACAGACAAGGCUAGUGCGGCCGUCAAUGUCAAUGUCGGCAACUUUUCAGACGCAGACGACAUGCCGGGCAUGGCGCAUGCGGUAGAACAUCUGCUUUUUAUGGGAACGAUGAAGUAUCCCAAGGAGAAUGCCUACAAUCAGUACCUAGCAUCCAACUCCGGUUCCUCCAACGCCUAUACCGCAGCCACCGAGACGAACUAUUUCUUUGAGGUCGGUGCCACCACGGCUUCUACUGACGACACACCUAACGGCGCCAAUGGAACAUCGAACGGCACAGACACCCCCGCAAAGCCGAACCACCCCACGUCUCCCCUGUAUGGUGCUCUGGAUCGCUUUGCGCAGUUCUUCGUAGAGCCCCUUUUCCUCGAGUCGACCUUGGACCGCGAGCUGCAGGCAGUAGAUUCGGAAAAUAAGAAGAACCUGCAGAGCGACCUGUGGCGGUUGAUGCAAUUGAACAAGAGUUUGUCCAACCCUGCCCACCCGUACCACCAUUUCUCGACCGGGAACCUGCAGACUCUGAAAGAGGAGCCGCAAAAGCGGGGGCUGGAGGUCCGACAGGAGUUUAUCAAAUUCUACCAGGCGCACUAUUCGUCCAACAUCAUGAAAUUGGUGGUGUUGGGACGGGACUCUCUGGAUGAAAUGGAGCAGUGGGUGGGUGACUUGUUCAAGCAUGUGAAGAACCAAGAUCUUCCUCAGAACCGCUGGGACCACGUUCAACCUUGCCUACCGGAACAUCUGGGCAAACAGAUCUUCGCCAAACCAGUCAUGGAUAUGCGCUCGCUCGACUUAUACUUUCCCUUCAUGGAUGAAGAGUCGUUGUUCGAAUCCCAACCAAGCCGUUAUCUUAGCCACCUGAUCGGCCAUGAAGGUCCAGGCAGCAUCCUGGCCUACAUCAAAGCGAAGGGUUGGGCAAACGGCUUGUCCGCAGGUGUGAUGCCUGUUUGCCCGGGCUCCGCCUUCUUCACCAUCUCCGUUCGGCUGACUCCCGAGGGUCUGAAACAGUAUCGCGAGGUCACCAAGGUGGUGUUUGAGUACAUUGGUAUGAUCAAGGAGCGCGAGCCCCAGCAGUGGAUCUUCGAUGAAAUGAAGAACCUGGCUGAAGUCGAGUUCCGUUUCAAGCAAAAGUCCCCGGCCAGUCGCUUCACUAGUCGCCUGAGCAGUGUGAUGCAGAAGCCGUACCCCAGGGAAUGGCUUCUCAGCGGCAACCUCCUGCGGAAGUUCGAACCCGAGCUGGUCAAGAAGGCGCUGUCGUACCUGCGACCCGAUAACUUCAGAAUGGUGAUUGUUGCCCAGGAUUACCCCGGUGACUGGAAUUGCCGUGAGAAAUGGUACGGAACUGAGUAUAAGGUCGAAGAUAUUCCGGAAGACUUUAUGGACAGCAUCCGCAAGGCUGCGGAGACUUCUCCUGAGAGUAGACUGUCCGAGCUCCACAUCCCACACAAGAACGAGUUCGUUCCUACCAGACUCACUGUGGAGAAGAAGGAGGUGUCUGAGCCGGCCAAGACCCCCAAGCUGAUCCGUCAUGAUGACCAUGUCCGAUUGUGGUACAAGAAGGAUGACCGUUUCUGGGUCCCCAAGGCGACUGUUCAUGUCACCCUGAGGAAUCCCUUGGCGUAUGCUACCCCGGCGAACCUAGUCAAGACCAAGUUCUACUGCGAGCUGGUUCGCGACGCAUUGAACGAGUACUCCUACGACGCUGAGCUUGCGGGUCUCGACUAUUCGUUGUCUGCCAGCCUCUUCGGCCUUGAUAUCUCAGUUGGCGGAUACAAUGAUAAGAUGUCGGUUCUCCUUGAAAAGGUGCUUACCAGUAUGCGGGAUCUGGUCAUCAAACCGGAUCGUUUCAACAUUAUCAAAGAGCGUAUGACUCGGAAUUACAAGAACGCAGAGUACCAGCAACCGUUCUAUCAGGUUGGCGACUACACGCGCUACUUGACUGCCGAACGGACGUGGCUCAACGAGCAGUAUGCCGCUGAGCUGGUACACAUCGAGGCAGAGGACGUUUCAUGCUUCUUCCCUCAACUUCUCCGCCAGAAUCACAUCGAAGUCCUGGCCCACGGUAACUUGUACAAGGAGGAUGCGCUGCGCAUGACCGAUUUGGUGGAGUCGACUCUUCAGAGCCGUGCGCUGCCCGAAUCCCAGUGGCACGUUAGACGCAACAUGAUCCUUCCCCCGGGCGCCAACUAUGUCUACGAGCGUGCCCUGAAGGAUCCCGCCAACGUCAACCACUGCAUUGAAUACUACUUGUUCGUUGGAAAGCUUGACGACGAUGCUCUGCGGGCCAAGCUGCUGCUGUUUGCUCAGAUGACGGAUGAGCCUGCCUUUGACCAACUGCGGAGCAAGGAGCAGCUUGGUUAUGUCGUAUGGAGUGGCGCCCGCUACUCUGCGACGACCAUGGGUUACCGUGUGAUCAUUCAGAGUGAGCGCAAUGCUGCUUAUCUCGAGUCUCGCAUCGACGCUUUCCUGACCGGUUUCGGGAAGAGUCUGGCGAAUAUGUCAGAGCAAGAGUUUGAGAGCCACAAGCGCAGUGUUAUCAACAAGCGGCUGGAGAAGCUUAAGAACUUGAGCUCUGAGACCAAUCGGUUCUGGUCCCAUAUCGGCUCGGAAUACUUCGACUUCGUGCAGAACGAAAGUGAUGCUGCGAAUGUCCGGACGUUGACCAAGGCCGACCUCAUCCAGUUCUACCAGCAAUUCGUCUACCCCAAGUCCGCGACUCGGGCUAAGCUGGCGAUUCACCUCAAAGCCCAGGCCGGUGCCCAUGCGCACGCCACCAAGCCUGAGGAGCAGAAGGCCCAGGUCGUUUCGUUCCUCGGCAAGCAGUUGGAGGCGGCUGGCUUCGCUGUUGACCAGGAACGUCUGAGCACUGCUUUUGCGACCGUCGACGUGUCGGGCGGCGACGAGGCUCAAAUUCUGGCCACUCUGAAGGCGUUCCUCGAAUCUGGCAUGAGUCUCUCCGAGCAGCAGACCAAGCCCGUCAUCGCGCAGAUCGAAAGCAGCCUGGGCUUGCAAUUGAAGCAAGCGGGCAUCGAGGCUAAGAAGAGUGAUGGAACAGUCCAGCCAAAUGGCACGAACGGUGACCUCCAGCAGUCUACCUACAUCAACAAUGUCCCCGAGUUCAAGGCUCGUCUGGCCGUCAGUGCUGGACCCAGCCCGGUAACCGAUCUGAGCGAAUUCGAAGACUUUGACGCCAAGCUUUAG
Messenger RNA from Aspergillus tubingensis, 3312 nucleotides. Its product is annotated as a-pheromone processing metallopeptidase Ste23. NCBI's taxonomy places the organism in Eukaryota, Fungi, Ascomycota, Eurotiomycetes, Eurotiales, Aspergillaceae. Gene Ontology annotation, biological process: peptide catabolic process. Gene Ontology annotation, cellular component: cytosol; mitochondrion. The record is from RefSeq and is a predicted model, not a curated record. Gene Ontology annotation, molecular function: metalloendopeptidase activity; metal ion binding. The transcript has 2 exons. Bases 1 to 3312 code for a protein of 1103 amino acids.